UAUUUUAUUGACUCCUCUGCUACUUCCCUCCCACUCCCACUACCACUUCACUUCCUUCCAUAAAAUGGAGCUCUCCACUUCUUUAUCUAAUUUUCUUAUAUACUGUUGCGCCUCCUCCGGGAAGGAAGAAAGAAAAAUGGUAACUUUUUGUUUUUGCAGGAUUCUGAUUCUCAUGGCGCUGCUGGCUUCAGUGGACUCUGCCUGCAACGGUGCAGACAGACAAUUCGUUUCCAGGGCUUUCAACUCUGUCUCCGGCUUUAAUCUGUCUUCCAUUUUUGCCUCUCAGCUGAAUUCCAACCACUGCAAUAUUCAAGAAAUUACGCUUCCUUCCAAGAAUCUCACCGGAAUUGUUUCCUGGAGGUUUCUGAGAAACUUGACGAACUUACGCUCCAUCGAUCUGUCCAGAAACUCGCUUGAAGGUUCUGUCCCCAAUUGGGUGUGGGCAAUCCCCAGUCUGGUUCAUGUCGAUCUUUCCGGCAAUCGUUUCGGAGGAAGUAUUGGUUUUAAACCCAACUCCAGUAAAAUUUUGUCCUCUUCGAUUCGGGUGCUGAAUCUUUCCCAGAACAGGUUCUCUAAUUCCGUUCGCCUCUCUGGGUUUUCGCAGCUGAAAUCUCUGGACCUCUCGCGGAACAAUCUGCGGAAUCUUCCAUCUGGGUUGGAGAAACUUUUUAAUUUGAACCAUUUGGUGGUUUCGAGAUGUAAUAUUUCCGGGAGCCUAAAGCCCAUCUCUGUUCUUCGUUCGCUCGAGUACUUGGACGUGUCGGGUAAUUCCCUGACUGGUAAUUUUCCGUCGGAUUUCCCUCCGCUUGAUGGACUGAAGUUCUUGAAUGUUUCAAUAAACAAGGUUAAGGGAGUGAUUAGUCCCGAAAACUACAAGAGAUUUGGGAAAUCGGCAUUCGUGGGAACUGGGAUUACUUUAUUAGCUGAAACAAACCCCAGAAGCAGAAGCUUUUUUCCAAAUCAUCAAAAAUCCGAACACCCUCACACGAAAUCGCAGAAACCCAUGAAGGAACCGGCGAAAAAGGCCAAACCCAAAUCAGCAUCGAAAACGAAGGCUCUGAUAGUUGCCCUGUCCACUGGGGCAGCAGUUUUGUUUUUUGCAUCGGCUGUUUCAGUGGUUUGGGUGUGGAGGAGACGAAAGAGAAUGAUGAAGAAAAACAAAUGGGCAAUCUCCCAACCAGUCCAGGUGGCGUUCAAGAUGGAGAAAUCUGGGCCGUUCGCGUUCGAGACGGAGUCAGGAUCCUCCUGGAUCGCUGAUAUCAAGGAGCCAUCCUCCGCCCCAGUGGUGAUGUUCGAGAAGCCGUUGAUUAAUUUGAGCUUCAAGGACCUGAUUGCUGCCACGUCGCAUUUCGGGAAGGAGUCCGUGCUGGGAGAGGGCAGGUGUGGGCCCGUGUACCGAGCCGUCCUUCCCGGGGACAUCCACGUGGCAAUCAAAGUCCUUGAAUCCGCUAGAUCCGUUGGUCGCGACGAGGCUGUAGCCAUGUUGGAGGACCUCUCCGCAUUGAAGCAUUCCAAUUUGUUACCGCUCUCCGGUUACUGUAUUGCAGGUAAAGAGAAAUUAGUGUUGUACGAGUACAUGUCCAACGGAGACCUCCACCGGUGGCUUCACGAGCUCCCGACCGGGCAGCCGAACGUGGAGGACUGGAGCACGGACACGUGGGAGAUAACGAACAAUGAGAAUGCGGUGGGUGGGUCCCAGUUGUAUUCUCCGGAGAAGCUGGGUUGUGUUUUAUAG
This is a messenger RNA of Momordica charantia (bitter melon), 1735 nucleotides long. It is a transcript of the gene MEE62, whose product is annotated as Leucine-rich repeat protein kinase family protein. NCBI's taxonomy places the organism in Eukaryota, Viridiplantae, Streptophyta, Magnoliopsida, Cucurbitales, Cucurbitaceae. Gene Ontology annotation, biological process: protein phosphorylation. The record is from RefSeq and is a predicted model, not a curated record. Gene Ontology annotation, molecular function: protein kinase activity; ATP binding; protein binding.